CACCACGGGGCUUGGGAAGCUUGGGAGUUCCUCAAGCGUUCGUGAGACCUACCACUCACUUCUAUUCAUUAUUUUCUGGGUAGCUGUAUGUAUGGCUUCCGGACUGGCUCUCAUUUGUCCUGUCUCCGACAACCACUGCACAUUCUGCAAAUACUUUCAUUUGUCUAUUGGGGGGAGGCUGCACGAGCCAUGUGGUGGAUGGUCUGCCCCGAAGAUAUUGAUGGGGCGACCUCGUUGUGCUAUGAUGAUGUAAACAUGGCCCAUUGCACAGUAAUGAGUUGGGGUCCAUUAGCCAUCAAAUUGGCCGAGCGAAGUGAUUACUACAUCAUAAUUCACGCGUAAACAAGACCUUACCCCCGUGAAUACCUCGAUUUGGACAUAUUUUAUUUUGCCCUCAAC
Hyaloscypha bicolor E is the source of this 399-nucleotide messenger RNA. RefSeq lists its product as uncharacterized. Lineage: Eukaryota; Fungi; Ascomycota; Leotiomycetes; Helotiales; Hyaloscyphaceae. The coding region runs from base 88 to 342 and encodes 84 amino acids. The record is from RefSeq and is a predicted model, not a curated record. The transcript has a single exon.